ACCCCGGAACUGCGGUGGUCGCAGCAGGGGAGGGUUGGCGUGUCGCUGUCUGAGGAGUUCGGCCGGCUUCUGAGGGAGGGGCGGUGGUAUCCCGCAAGGAACCAUGAAGUUGAAGGAGACAAAAUCAAGGCCAAGGCCACCAAGCUAUGGCAAAUUUCAGAGGAAGGGAAUCAAAGUUGUGGGAAAAUGGAAGCAGGUGGAGAUCGACCCAAAUAUGUUUGCAGACGGACAGAUGGAUGACUUGGUGUGCUUUGAGGAACUGACAGAUUACCGAUUGGUCUCCCCUGCCAAGAAUUCCUCCAGUCUCUUCUCAAAGGAGGAGCCCAAGAAGAGAAAGGCACAAGCUGUUUCCGAAGGAGCAGAGGAAGGAGAGGCUAGCUCCUCAAAGAAAAAGAUAAAGUUGAAGAAGAGUAAAGAUGUGGGAACUGAAGGAACCAGUGCCCCGGAAGAAUUUAACGUCAAAGAUGCUGAGCCAGAGCCUCAGGGAGAUGGCACAGUUUGUCCUGAUCCAGAGGUAGGGGAGACAGCAUCAGAAGGCCCGACCCAGACUGUGCCGAAAAAGAAGAAAAAGAAAGGGAAAAAAAAAUCAGAGCCUUCCCAGGGUACUACUCCAAAGGUGCCCAAAAAAGCAAAGACAUGGAUGCCUGAAAUGCAUGAUCACAAGGCAGAUGUAUCAGCUUGGAAGGACCUGUUUGUACCCAAGCCGGUUCUCCGAGCACUCAGCUUUCUGGGCUUCUCUGCACCCACACCAAUCCAAGCUCUGGCCUUGGCACCUGCCAUUCGUGACAAAUUGGACAUCCUUGGGGCUGCUGAGACAGGAAGUGGAAAAACUCUUGCCUUUGCCAUUCCAAUGAUUCAUGCAGUGUUGCAGUGGCAGAUGGAGAAAAAGAAGCCUACCCCAGCCCUAGGUGACACAGGAGCCCCACCUGGGGAGACUAGUACUGAGACUGGAUCACCAAGCAGGGCUGGAACUGAGGCUGGAGCUUUGCCUGAUGAGAUUGGAAUUGAGGAUAAAGCACUCCCCAGUGAGGCUGGAGCGAAGGCUAGAGCAUCACCCAACCAGGCAAGAGUCAAGACCGGAGCUACCGUCUCAGACCAGAUACCGCCUUCCUGUGAUGAUGAUGAUGCUGGUGAAGGACCUUCUUCCCUGAUCAGGGAGAAGCCCAUCCUUAAACAGGAUGAAAACGAGGAAAAGCUUGAUGGAAAGCGGACUGGAAAGUUAAAACAAGAGUUGGGUGGCAAAAUUGCCACCUCUCAAGCACCUCCAAAGCGUCCUCUGCUUGGACUGGUUCUGACUCCCACUCGAGAGCUAGCCGUUCAAGUCAAACAACACAUUGAUGCUGUGGCCAAGUUUACAGGUAUUAAAACUGCAAUUUUGGUUGGUGGAAUGUCCACGCAGAAACAGCAGAGGAUGCUGAACCACCAGCCGGAGAUCGUGAUUGCCACCCCAGGCCGGCUGUGGGAGCUAGUUAAAGAAAAGCACCCUCAUUUGAGCAACCUUCGGCAGCUCAGGUGCCUAGUGCUCGAUGAGGCUGACCGGAUGGUUGAGAAAGGCCACUUUGCUGAGCUCUCACAGCUGCUAGAGAUGCUCAGUGACUCCCAGUACAACCCAAAGAGACAGACACUUGUUUUUUCUGCCACACUGACCCUGGUACAUCAAGCUCCUGCUCGAAUCCUUCACAAGAAGCAUGCAAAGAAAAUCGACAAAACUGCCAAACUUGACCUGCUUGUGCAGAAGAUUGGCAUGAGGGGCAAGCCCAAGGUCAUUGAUCUCACAAGAAAUGAGGCCACGGUAGAGACACUGACAGAGACCAAGAUCCAUUGUGAGACUGAUGAGAAAGACUUAUAUCUGUACUACUUCCUGAUGCAGUACCCAGGCCGCACCUUAGUGUUUGCCAACAGUAUCUCCUGCAUCAAACGCCUCUCUGGGCUCCUGAAAGUCCUGGAUAUCAUGCCACUGACCCUACAUGCCUGCAUGCACCAGAAGCAGAGGCUCAGAAACCUAGAGCAGUUUGCCCAUCUGGAAGAUUGUGUUCUCCUGGCAACAGAUGUGGCAGCUCGGGGCCUGGAUAUUCCUAAAGUCCAGCAUGUCAUCCAUUACCAGGUCCCUCGCACCUCGGAGAUUUAUGUCCACCGAAGUGGUCGAACUGCUCGUGCCACCAAUGAAGGCCUCAGCCUGAUGCUGGUUGGGCCUGAGGAUGUGAUCAACUUUAAGAAGAUUUACAAAACCCUCAAGAAAGAUGAAGAUAUUCCACUGUUCCCUGUGCAGUCAAAGUAUAUGGAUGCAGUCAAGGAACGAAUCCGUUUAGCUCGCCAGAUUGAGAAAGCCGAGUAUCGGAACUUCCAGGCUUGUCUGCACAACUCUUGGAUUGAGCAGGCAGCGGCUGCCCUUGAGAUUGAGCUGGAAGAAGAAAUGUAUAAGGGAGGAAAAGUAGAUGAGCAAGAAGAGCGUCGGAGACAGAAGCAGAUGAAGGUCCUGAAGAAGGAGCUGCGCCAUUUACUCUCCCAACCGUUGUUUAAAGAUGGCCUGAAAACCAAGUAUCCAACUCAGUCAGGCAAGCUGCCUGUGCUAGUGUCCGCCCCCAGCAGUGGUGAGUCCGCGCUGGGCUGCCUGUCCAAACAGAAGAAGAAGAAGAAGAAGAAGCCGAAAGAGCAGCAGCAGAGACAGCCGCAGCCAAGCUCAAGUGCAGACUAACCACCCCCAGGUCAGAGUCUGUUGGUCACCGCACAUCGUGUCUGUGUUCCUGGUUGUGUGGAAAAACCUUCCUGCCUUUCAUUUCACUCCACUGUCAGCCCCAGGUACAGAAAUCUCCCUAUUCUACCCCACCCCUUGUAGCAAGAGAGACCUCCUGCAGAUGUGUGUUGUUGCAGAGACUCCUGUGUAGCAGCUUAUGUGUUUCUGCGUUCCAGUGUUUACAGGCUUCUUGUAUGGUUAACUUGAUUCCCUCAAUUAAAAACAAUGGUCACAA
Molecule: messenger RNA, 2969 nt
Organism: Camelus dromedarius (Arabian camel)
Lineage: Eukaryota; Metazoa; Chordata; Mammalia; Artiodactyla; Camelidae
Gene: DDX24
Product: DEAD-box helicase 24
Exons: 9
Coding region: 104-2695 (863 amino acids)
Cellular component (GO): nucleolus
Molecular function (GO): ATP binding; nucleic acid binding; RNA helicase activity
Source: RefSeq, a predicted model, not a curated record